GCAAGGGUGGAAUACACAAUUCUGACAUGAACAACGCUCGGAACGGGGUGGCCGAACUAGCAGCCCUUUCAGAAGGCAAUGCCUCUGAGGCCGGUUCAUCUAAAUCCCCGCCUCGAUCUAGGACUACGCCAACCAAACUUCCUGUACUCAAAGUCCCCACAGAUAAGGAGCCUAGUGGGCAAAACGGUGUUGCCGCCCCGAUUAAACAAAAAGGGCACGACGGCUCAUCCGAGCAUGGUUCGCCCAGGCCCUUGGAUCAGGAACGGGAGCGAUACUGGCGAAAGGUUAGGGAUAAAUUGGACAAAGACUUGUCGGCGUCAUGGAACAGAGAGAAGCCCAAGGUAACCCAGAAUCCAGCGUACAAAAAGAUCAUCUCGUUGGCCAAUGCACCGCGGCAAGAAAUAGCAAAGCAUAAGUGGAAAUAUACCGGUGGCACCUCGAGCGAGAAACAAUCUACGCCAAAGACAGAUUACAAAACGAAGCCGAAGUAUUCGACACCUGAACGAGAGAAGCCCAAAGACAGUACCUCACCCAGUCGAGAUCGAUCUUCAGACGACAAGCGGCGGACAAGUAGUAACCGUUCGGCCAGCUCAAACGGGAGUGGAUUAUCCAGUCAAAGAUAUAAGUCGAGCAGUACUACCGACUCGACCUACAAUUCAAAUUCUUCUGUGUCUCCCAUAUCUGGCCCGUCGUCGAUGAAAGAAUGGGAGGAUAGAUUCGUUGUCCAUAUGCCGUCUGCAAGGGAUCCCAAUCCUCCUACCAUGAAUGUGCGGCAAAUUGCUCAAUACCAAAGCAGCAUUGAGAGAGUACAGACGGAAGGAGGGUCGAUGGUCGAUCCCGACACUCUCCCUAGCCCGCGUAAUGGGACACCAGAGCAGCAUUUUAAGCCCCCCGACCCGAGCGGAAAGCGGCUAGGAACACUGGACGGACAGGAUUCACGACCGCCUGCAUCGAAUACAGAGAUAGAUGAUAAAUCGGCAUACAGCCCUAGUCAUCCCCGUUACUACUGCCCCGAUGAAAUCGGGAAGCAGAGAUGUAGUACAAUUUGGGAGGAGUCAUCCAUAGGCCCUAGAAAGAAAUCUCCUCAUGAAAACGUGGAUGGUUCUUUUUUAGGGUGCAAGGAAAUCAAUGGCCCACACGAUCGGAACCCGGACGAAAUUCUGUACUUUUCGACACCAGAACGCCCAAGAGUCGUGAAUAUAUCAGCUUCCCGUAUGCCCAGGGUUCGCAGAGAAUCCAAACUGGCACAAACACAGCAGCCGAAGAGAGAACCCGGAGAGACGAGUCUUGUUCAAGAAGAAUGGGAACCAAUUUUUCAGAAUUUGAAGCAUGCCCAAUGCUCGAAGCCAACACCCAAGGUAUUGUGCCGAGAAGCACAGUGUCAGCAACUGAAGACAAGAAAUUCUACGAUCCAACCAUCGAAAGACGAACAAGGUUCUACGGGGACUCAGACCGGGACUUCAGAGAACCAGAAGCCGAUUCCCAGGCCGGACGAUGUAUUCAUUAUCACACCCACUAUAACACGUACUAUGGUGACUAUGGGAGAUUUAAGAAGCAACAUACCCAAGCACACCAGCCCUCGGGAACCCACCUCACGAAGCGCAGGCGAAAUCAUCACCGACGCUCGAACAAGACCGUGGAUCAACACGAAGGUCUCGAUGAACAACACCAAGGGGGGUGUCUCGCCUUCAGGCCUACGUCGAGUGAGUCAAAAUUCAUCGGGAAAAUCAAGCGCGCCCUCUGCAAAACCUUUGGAUCCGGCAGCAUCCACGAAUAUUCCCGUCGUCAAACAACGAGCAGAGCCGAUGGCCGUCGCCAAAAUAAAGCCCAUCACCGCCACAGUAAAGCCCGUCACCGGAGAAAAGCCGCGAGGUAUACGUGGGUUCACCCGUACGCCAGGAAUCCGCAAGUCCUCCACCGAGUCCCGUAUCGAGCCUCUACUAGAUAGCCCCUCGGAAUCUACCUCCGCAGGUUCGUCGACCAGAGCAAGCCAUAUAUCGCCGAAAAAAUCGACCUUAUCAUCCAAUUCUCCAGAAGUAAAAAGCCCGGGACCUACCAGCACGAAAUCUCUUUCACCGACCCCUAAGAGCUCACCACGGCCCCGUGGCACAAUAAUGCAAGCGAAAAUUUUUGACGUCGCUGAACUAGACGGGCACCAACUGGAUGAUCAUCGCGAGAAUAAUUCCGAUAGCAAAGUCUCGCACUCCAACCAGGACCAAAGUGGUAGCGAGACGCGGCCUCAUACUAGGAGGAUUAUGAGCUCGCAGACCUUUCAUUUGGUCAUCGACACGAUUUUCCUCUUCUUCGCUCAGGUGCAAGGGUUUUACCACCAAAUCAGAGCGAAUCGCGGCUCGAAGCUGGUGUUAUUCAAGCUGUUCAUGAAUGGCAUUCUGGGAAUGCUCGAGCAUUGUUUAUGUGUCUUUAGAAAGGGGUUGGCUAUCAUAUCCGCGUACAACUCUACAGGAGUUUGGCCCGAGGCCUACGACAAGGACGCUGCUUGGUUAUUAACCGAUUUGGGCCAAGCGAUGGCGUAUCUCCUCAUUCUUGGAUUUGUUGCCAUGAUCGUCUCUCGAGCAGUGGGCGUUGUGAUUCUCUUCGGAGCUUGGAUAAUGUGGUUUGUAAGACCCUUUGCAUUGACCAUCCGUGCGAUCUCACGAAUUCUGUUCCUACUAUAAGCCGACCGUUUGCUCGCUGCUUCUCGUUCUUACUCUUUUCGUAUUCGCCCUACUUUUCGUUCCGUUCCUAGCUACAGGCCGUUCUUGGAGUCAUUCGGGGUUGUCGGAGCAUUUUUACAUUUUUCCUGUUUGUAUUUUUAUGAUUAAACCCGUCGUUGGCUAUUAUUUGGCUUAUCGUUACGCGCGGGUUAAUAUCAUGUAUAUU
Molecule: messenger RNA, 2880 nt
Organism: Aspergillus versicolor CBS 583.65
Lineage: Eukaryota; Fungi; Ascomycota; Eurotiomycetes; Eurotiales; Aspergillaceae
Product: putative NTP binding protein
Exons: 1
Coding region: 27-2675 (882 amino acids)
Source: RefSeq, a predicted model, not a curated record